AUCAGCUGAGUUUUGAUCCUAGCAAGUUACAUCGGUUCGCUUUCCUUAUAAAGGUGGUCGUGCAUAGCUUUGUCUCGGCUUCCCUAAGGACAAUUUCCCUAAUUGGAGCUUAAUUCAAAGGGUACAUUUCAGGAUUGUUAAGAUCAUAUACAGUUUACUCCAAUCCUACGUCUAUAGCCGCCGUGAGCAGCGCCAUUCUGCUGUCCGUCGUCAUAAGUUGUGGCGGCACAAGUGACAGCGUAGACGUAUAUACGUAGGAAACAACUAGACGUGACCCAUUCUGAUUCGGGGCGAGCGACCGGCAAUGCAGCAAACAGUUCUCCGGAGCGCUACCGGGCGGGCCUGCACACGUAUUGAGGCCUCAGCCAAGUCAGCGGACACAGCUCGUGUAGUUCCGAAUGCAUCAGUAUCUCGGCGCAGCGCCCUCAUGGGCAUGGGUGCUGGACUAGCGGGAUUCAUGGCGAGCACCAGCGGCGCCCGCGCUGCCGGAACGCCCCUGGCAGAGCUGGUCAAGCCGCUAGCCCGCUCGCUGGACGCCAACGGGGACGGUCUGCUGGAUGUGGACGAGAUGCGGGGGGCCCUGCAGCGCACCAUGGGCGUGUCGGUCCCCCGCGAGAGCGUGGCGAGGGACGUUAUGGCGGUUGUGGACUUUAACGACGAUGCUGACGUCAGUGUGGAUGAGUUCGCUCGCGGGUUGUCGCUGGAUCUGGAGGUGGACGAGCGGUGGAUGCGGCUGAUGGAGCGGGACGGCGACCCAGGGGUCAGUGCGGCGGAGCUGGCGGCAGGGCUGGGCGACCUGGGCGAGGAGGGGCGGCGCGUGCUGCCGGUGGCGUUUGACAUGGCUGACAAGGACCGCGACGGGCGAUUGAGCCGGUCGGAGGCGGCUCACGCCAUGCAGCUGGUGGCCACCGGGGUGCUUGGGGACUUUGCGGACAUGCAGUGAGGGGGAG
This is a messenger RNA of Astrephomene gubernaculifera, 950 nucleotides long. The record is from the annotation of a GenBank genome assembly. NCBI's taxonomy places the organism in Eukaryota, Viridiplantae, Chlorophyta, Chlorophyceae, Chlamydomonadales, Astrephomenaceae.